GCAGGAUGUUGUGGUUCCGACCACAGAGCUCGGAUCAGCUGGUCGGGGAGUUCCUCGGCUCUGGACCCGUCGGCAGGAGAACAACGUGUUUAUGAAAGGAGAGAGCAUCCCGAGGCAUCCCGAGGCUCCCCGAGCCGCGUGUCGGCCAGCUAGCUUCGGGGCUAAAGCUAGCUGCCCGGAGGCUAGCGGUGACACCCGGAUGGAGCCGCUGAGAGCCGUUACUGACGUCAUGACGUCGUUAUAACGUCACUAACCUCAUAACCACCACGUCGAGCUGAGGAACAGUGACCGUCAGAUGAGGCUCUGUGUGAGCUCAGCCUCAGAGAGGUCGGCCUCACCCUCUCCAGCAGGAGGCCUCUCUUCAACAACACGCCUGUCUUUCAGAAACAAGAUGCUCAAGCACUGGGGCGUCGUGGGAGGGCUGGCUGCUGCGCUGGCAGCUGGACUUUAUGUUUUGUGGGGCCCGAUCACAAAGAGAAGGAAGAAGCAGAGAGGUAUGGCUCCUGGUCUGUUGAAUUUAGGCAACACCUGCUUCCUGAACUCGUUGCUCCAGGGCUUGGCAGCGUGUCCGUCCUUCAUCCGGUGGCUGGAGGUGUUCUCGUGUUCCCGUGGGAUCCAGUCGUGCAGGGACAGCCAGAUGUCCAGCACGCUGCUUCAGCUUCUCCACGCUCUGUCCAGAGACCGGCCGGGGGAGGACGACGUGCUGGAUGCCGGGGGCCUGCUGGCUGUUCUCAGACUCUACAGGUGGCACAUCAGUUCAUUUGAAGAGCAGGACGCACAUGAACUUUUUCAUGUCCUUACAUCUUCUCUGGAGGAGGAGCGGGAUCGUCAACCCAAAGUCGCUCACUUGUUUGACAUGCAGUCCCUCGAGAGCCCUCCUGCUCAGGUUGAGGAAACGAUGAUCUGCAGGAGUCGAGCCCCUCUUCAUCCGAUACCGAGCCCCUGGAAGUCUCAGCAUCCUUUUCACGGUCGCUUAACCAGCAAUAUGUCGUGCAAGCGCUGCGAACAACAAAGUCCAAUGCGGUACGACUCGUUUGAGAGCCUCUCCCUGGCCCUCCCUUUGCCUCAGUGGGGUCGACGCAUCUCUCUGGAUCAGUGUCUCCAGCUCUUUAUCUCCUCUGAAGCCAUCAAGGAGGUGGAGUGUGAGAACUGCACCAAGCUUCAACAAGGGAACACCGUCAACGGGCGAGUUCUGGAGAGCCAGAGGACGACGUUCAUUAAACAGCUCAAACUUGGAAAGCUCCCUCAGUGCCUCUGCAUCCAUUUACAAAGGCUGACGUGGUCCAGCGAAGGAACGCCCAUCAAGAGGCAGGAGCACGUUCAGUUUGCGGAGCAUCUGUCGAUGGACCGCUACAAACACCACGCCGCCGCCCGCAGAGGACGGCCCACCCCACGAGCGCCGCUCCCCACGGAGGCAGCGGGUCCAGAGGGUUCUGCCCGUGGCCCCGAAGCAGAGCGUCAGUCCAACAACAACCAGCCUUUUCCCAACGGAACGUGUCCGUCUGUCCUCCUUCAGGCCCCGCUCGGCCUCACAUGUGACGUCAGGCCGACGGAGUACUUGUUCCAGCUCACGGCCGUGCUGGUCCACCACGGAGACAUGCACUCGGGACAUUUCGUCACGUACCGCCGCAGCCCUUCCUCACCUCGCAGCCCUUCCUCACCUCGCAGCCCUUCCUCACCUCGCAGCCCUUCCUCACCUCGCAGCUCUUCCUCACCUCGCAGCCCUUCCUCACCUCGCAGCUCUUCCUCACCUCGCAGCCCUUCCUCACCUCGCAGCUCUCCGCCCGUCAGCCCCCAGUGGCUCUGGGUGUCAGACGACUCCGUACGGAAAGCCAGCCGGCACGAGGUGCUGUCCUCCAACGCCUACAUGCUCUUCUACGAGAGAGUCCGGAGCGUGAGCCCGGCUCUGCGCCCGGAGGAGUGACCCGGAUGCCCGCGGCCUCACGGCGGACCGACUCGUGCCUUUGCAGUCAAGCUGUCACAGCUGAAUGUUCCAGGCACCACUCGGACCCCACAGGGGGAUCUGACCUUGUGACGGAGGCCAGAGAGGAAUUCCGGCCCGGAGUGACCGGACAGAUCAUGUUGCAUCAUGUUGCAUCAUGUGUCACGGCAGCCGGUCGGAGGGCGUUAGAUGAUGUCAUAACUUCUCUGAUCCGGAGGAAGAGACUCAACCCCAAAGAUCACGGACCUGCAAGUUUUUAGUCAAAUAUCGUUGAUCAAGUAAACUAUUGUUCCCGUACUCUGAGAACCAUUUCUGUCAUGCAACAGUUUGACUUCCACGGGACAAAAAACAGGAACGCUUCCCGACCGAGGGCCCUCUGGGUUCAGGUUCACACGAUGCUCUACAUGUUGGUGUUAAAUGUCAACGCAAUACACUCUGAGGGGUUCCUGUUAUUUUAUAGAUGACGAAGAAUUCUUGGAGAUUUUACUUCCAAGUAGUUUCAUUUGAUGAAGUUAAAGAGGUAAAACAUGUCCCCCUGCUUCUGGUUCUCUUGUCUAAUCUAAUUUGCCUCAUAAUUUCCAGCAGCGUAUGGAAUGAAUGUUUCAAGAGGAUGACAUCAUGUCACCGUCUGACCUGCAGAGCUGAGGGCAAAGCGCCACGUUGGGCUCUGAACACGUGACGCCAUGUGAUGUGUGGCCGUUGACGGGCAACAGCAACAAUGAGCCGCUCAGUGAAUAAAGCCACGUCAUUCUGAAUGUUGCAUUCGGUGUCGCUGCCGUUGCUCCUGCCAAACCAAGGAGGUUGAGAAACGGCCGGAUGCAAAACUCCUUCACGUUUGCGAUUUGCACUCAUGUAUAUUCAUGUGAGAUUGUGUGUAUUCUUGGUGUGUCUGUAAAGGUGAAUGUUUUCAGCUAUUAAAAGCAUUAAAUGAA
Pseudoliparis swirei is the source of this 2874-nucleotide messenger RNA. It is a transcript of the gene usp30, whose product is annotated as ubiquitin specific peptidase 30. Bases 296 to 1924 code for a protein of 542 amino acids. Gene Ontology annotation, biological process: protein deubiquitination. NCBI's taxonomy places the organism in Eukaryota, Metazoa, Chordata, Actinopteri, Perciformes, Liparidae. Gene Ontology annotation, cellular component: nucleus; cytosol. The record is from RefSeq and is a predicted model, not a curated record. The transcript is spliced from 14 exons. Gene Ontology annotation, molecular function: cysteine-type endopeptidase activity; cysteine-type deubiquitinase activity.